Messenger RNA from Didymodactylos carnosus, 746 nucleotides. The record is from the annotation of a GenBank genome assembly. Lineage: Eukaryota; Metazoa; Rotifera; Eurotatoria; Philodinida; Philodinidae.
AUGUCAAGUAAUUUGCCAGGCAAAUGUCCUUUGUGUCUUAAACCGGUUCUAAUCAGAAGCUUUAAACGUCAUUGUAACAGUUUUCAUACCAGUAUUGAUACUGAUCAAAAAUUGCAAAAGCAAAUAUGCAAAUUAAAAGAAAAUAUUAUCAAAAAUAAUAACAAUGAGAACAUUUUACGGCAAACAGCAACAAAUGAUCUUCCAAUUCAGCGAUCAACAUCAAAUGAAUUUUCACCACCACCAUCAAAACGUGUACGAAGAGAAUCAGCAAAUGAAAUAGAAAAUAUAUCAUCGAUUUACGGUAAUGAAAGUAUUUUAAAUACAGCUGACAACAAAAAAAUAUUAAACUGUUCAGAAAGUGUUGAUCCAAACAUUAGUACAAAACAUUUUGUAAUUGAAACAAGUACAUAUUUAACAGCACUGAGAGAAUCGAUCACCGAUUUAUUAAUUAAAUGUGAUCAGACGCUUGAACAAAUACCAUCGUCAUUACUGACAACAACUGAAAUGAUAAAGUCAUCAGAAAUAUCCAUAUCUCGUGAUCCAUCAACAAGAAAAAUUCAUAAUGAAGUGGAGUUACGAUAUUUAGUUAAUGAAGGACCAUACCAACCAAUAUUAAAGCAUUAUCCGGACAAUGAAGUAUUAAAAAAAAAUAAUCAAACAUGUCACUUUACUUCAAAAUGGUAUCAAGAAUUUCCAUUGAUUGAAUAUAGUCCGACCAAGGAUUCAAUUUAUUGCUUCUGUUGUCG